This is a messenger RNA of Lentinula edodes (shiitake mushroom), 1343 nucleotides long. RefSeq lists its product as uncharacterized. Bases 282 to 1220 code for a protein of 312 amino acids. Lineage: Eukaryota; Fungi; Basidiomycota; Agaricomycetes; Agaricales; Omphalotaceae. The record is from RefSeq and is a predicted model, not a curated record. The transcript is spliced from 3 exons.
AUUUCAUUCCACCGACUUCCUUUUUGGGACAUUUGAAAUUGCUCGACUUCUGGAGCUGGUUAAACUUUCGACUAGUCUGCUGGCCAACAGUUACUCGAAGAAUGUAUCUCUCUGCUGCCGCUCGGCCACAUGUUUCGAGCAGGCAUUGACGAAGCUUAGAUUUGAUUCUCUAUGAUAAUAGCUCGCUUACGUGUGGAGUCGUGUGUGGAGCGACAUAUUAUACUUAACUUUUCACGUUUCACGCCUUAGGCUCCACUCCUGUUCCAAGUCUUUGUACAGAAAUGGUGAAAGAUUCAAAGAACAACACUAUUAUCCCGUUUCAAGUUGCUGACCUUCCUGUAGAACUUAUCAGAGAGAUCCUUGAGUUUGCUGCAUUCUCUUGUAGCAAAACAUCACUCGCCCUGACUUUUGUGUCUUCAACGUUCAGAAGGUGGACUCUGCCCAUUCUCUACAGCACUGUCGUCCUUCGAACUGCUAGUGAUGUCAAAAGUUUCUUGCAUGCCCUGACAUCUUCCUACACGCCCAACUCUCCACUGAUACAUACUACCCCACUUUCUCAGAAUGUGAAGCAUCUUGCUAUCUUCGCACUUGGUCCCCUCCAAUUUAUCGAAAAAAUCAUUACGUGCUGCUCGAACGUGCAGAGUCUGGCGUGCGGGUUCUCCUUGACUAGCUAUGCCUCCAUCAGGCUAAAGCUGACUACUACCAUUAUUGUCGAAGUACCUCCUCAGACGCAAAUCAGAGAACGGCAUCUACUUGGACUGUCUUGUCGCGACUCAAUACCAUUUUCCCUGCUCAGCCAAGAUACCACUCAUCUACAUGUUCAGAUAUCCUCGCUGCAGGUCCUGCUGUCUCUUUUGCAAAUGCAUAAACAGCUACCAAUCCUGUCCCACUUGGCAUUGAGAAUACCAUCCACCUUACUUGCGACGCGUCACUCAGCCUCGCUCUUUUUUAAAAGUCUCCAAGAGUACAAUGGGAAUCUUCGUACGAUCCUCGUACUGAUCACAGAUCGCUCAGAAGCGUUCUUCGAUGAAUGGGAUGUCGCAAAGAGUAUGUUAGAUGCGAAAAUUGUAAUCGAACGGGCCUCGGGCUCAGCUAUUUCGCAAUGGGAAAAUCAAAGUGUGAUAGGCAAGGGCAGUCUAUGGGCUUCCGCCGAUGCUGAGGUGGAAAGAAGGAUGAGAAGUGACGGUGCUCGCCGCGAACGAAGCUUGAUUAUGACAUGAAAGAAAUACAGUUAGAUCUCCCAAAAGUACUGAUAUCCAUAUCCAUGUCUUUAUUUAUCACUUUGUGUGGUCUCGUACUUGGAUAGGAUAGGAAAGUUGAAUUGGUGUCGGGGUUCAGGCGGU